GCCAGCUGGCUGGGCCGUAGUUUAACACCCAAAGCAAUACCUGCAAUUGAGGAUUCCUCCCGAGGAGACUGCAACCUGUCAGCAUGGCUCAGGAGUUUGUGAAUGGCAAAAUCCAGCCCGGGAAGGUCGUUGUGUUCAUCAAGCCCACCUGCCCCUACUGCAGAAAGACCCAAGAGAUCCUCAGUCAAUUGCCCUUCAAACAAGGGCUGCUGGAAUUUGUCGAUAUCACAGCCACCAGUGACACAAAUGAGAUUCAAGAUUAUUUGCAACAGCUCACAGGCGCGAGAACGGUACCUCGGGUCUUCAUUGGUACAGAUUGUAUAGGUGGAUGCAGUGAUCUAAUAACUAUGCAACAGAAUGGGGAACUGCUGACGCGGCUGAAGCAGAUCGGAGCUCUGCAGUAGUUACAGUGGAGCAGAUACCACACUGAUGUCCCCCUGGAGAGCUGAAUGGAAGCACACAAGAUGACAGCAUUUCCUGGUGGAUGGGAUUUUCAACCACAAAUGGAUUUUUCUUCUUUUGCCUCAGUUUUAAAAAGUGGACCAACUUGUCCCUAACCAUAGGGCCAAGAAGAUUGAUGGAUCAUCUUGGGUUUCUUCUGGAUUGGUCCUUUGGGUUCCAGAAAACCAUGACAAGUUUUGGUUUAGUAUGCACUGACCCAAAAGAUGUUUUUCUCUUUAGCACGUGUUUCUUAUUAACUGUUCUCUGUGUGCCAGCAUGCCUCUACCUCCAAGCCAGUGUUUCUCAACCAACCUUACAUAUCCAGAUGCCCCAAGGAUGAAUCUACAGUUGGUAUUCUGCCAUUUCCCAUCAGUUGAAAUUAUUUUGCUGAACAUGACUUUAUGCAAUUUGUAUUAUGAAAUCAAUGGGUAUUUUGUGUUUUUUCAAACCUACCCCACCCUAUCCCACUUUGAGGGUCACUGCUCUGGGCCACUGUUCUCACCUUGCCAUCUCACAGAUCUCAUUGGAAACAUUGCACGAUUCUGAAAGGGCCUGAGGACCCAAUUUGAGAACCUAUGAGGAAAAGUUGAGCAUCGGGUUGGUCUUCACCAGGGUCACAUGAAUAGAGGCAGCAGGGCAAAGAGGCAAAUGCGACCGCACUAGAUAAGAUGGUUCCAGAUCAUCCUGAACAACUGUGCAAUCAUUGGAUUUAGAUUCCAGCAAAAUUAAAAUAUAAAAUGUAAAACAUUAGCAUAGAGAACCUAUAUCCCAAGUUUGUCCCAAACAAUCCCAAAAGCAUAUCUGAAAGGAACCAAAUUUUGAAAAACACUGUCCUAAAUAACUACCCCCCAACACACACACAUUGGAAAUUUAAGACUCCUAUAACUGAAGUUUGUCUGUUCUAGAAUUGCAAGAUUGUUAAUUUCCUUCUGUGGUAUCUAGUGGGAAUGGUUAAUUUCUAAUAAAGAUGUACAUACAGCUGUC
This is a messenger RNA of Sciurus carolinensis (gray squirrel), 1425 nucleotides long. It is a transcript of the gene Glrx, whose product is annotated as glutaredoxin. The coding region runs from base 84 to 404 and encodes 106 amino acids. The transcript is spliced from 3 exons. Lineage: Eukaryota; Metazoa; Chordata; Mammalia; Rodentia; Sciuridae. The record is from RefSeq and is a predicted model, not a curated record.